Messenger RNA from Mobula hypostoma (lesser devil ray), 836 nucleotides. RefSeq lists its product as uncharacterized. The record is from RefSeq and is a predicted model, not a curated record. The transcript has 2 exons. Lineage: Eukaryota; Metazoa; Chordata; Chondrichthyes; Myliobatiformes; Myliobatidae. Bases 97 to 765 code for a protein of 222 amino acids.
GUGCAGGCAACCCUCCACACCGCAGAGAGCGCUGUCGCUUGAUCCGGAGCGGGCUCACUGCGGGGAGCGGAGCGCCCACACGCCGACCCGGCGAAAAUGCAGGCCGAAUGUCGGCGGUUCCAUUCCUAUAACUUCGCGGCCGAUCAGGUGUUUCAGAGUGGCCUAAUGCAACUCGGAGAAAAGGAUCGGGGAUCGGAAGAGUGGCUGCUGGAGGCUAAGAUACGCUACUACUCCAGGUUUAUCAAACCUAUUGACCUUGGAGACUACAAAAGAUGGCUUUCCUCACAAAUUACUGAUCCAGAGAAUCAGGUUAAUUUGGCGGAAGAGGAGAUGACAAACGCUUUUGAGAAACUACUCAGACAAACUACUAAGCUUUCAGAGAAAACUGAGUAUUCAUCUACUGUAGAGCCCACUAUAAACACUCACAAACCAUGGAUAGCUCAGCAAGCACACAUGGAAGAUGCAAGAACACAUUUUCAGAUUAGUAAAGAACUAAAAAAUAAUGUUCCUUAUAAAACAACUGAAAACAGUCAAAUAGAGGAAUGGUCCCUUGAAAAUAAAGCUAUUAGUUAUCUUGCCAGUUCUUCUGCUGCGACCACAGCAACUGAAGGGGAAAGCUGCAAUUUGUCUUUCCCUCAAGUUCUCCACCUUGUACAAAAUGGACAAGAAAUCCCCGGCAUUCAAAAAUUGAAUAUUAUGUCAACCAAUGGUAUACCUACAACCUCACAAAUGGCAAGAAAGCUUAAACCUUGGGAAAGUAUUUAAUGUUUUUAUUGUAAUAUUUAAUAUUGGAAAAUAUCUUUAAUAUAUAAUAAAGGUAAUACAGUCGUGAUUGG